AUCUCAAUCUCUAACCUUUCUGCAUUGUCAAUAAUAUUUCGUCGUGCACUUUGUGUGAAAUGUCGUUCUUUUCCGCGAAUAACCCUCGCACUGAAAACGCUGAAUAGGCGUUGCUUAAUUUAUCCAUUCAACAUUUUGAAUAGAAGUGAACCUCGAGAAACAACUGAUUAUGCUCAAGAAAAACAAGGAAGUGUGUGUGUUAUGGCUCUGGAGCCAAGACCACAACAAAAACAAUAUGAUUAUUUGUUAAAAUUUCUUCUUGUGGGAGACAGUGACGUUGGUAAACAAGAAAUAUUAAGUGGUCUCGAAGAUGGUUCAUCAGAAUCCCCCUUUUGUAGUGGGAGUGCUUACAAGACAACAACGAUUCUGUUGGAUGGGAAGCGCGUGAAACUGCAAUUAUGGGAUACAUCGGGGCAAGGACGAUUUUGUACUAUUAUAAGGUCCUAUUCAAGAGGAGCACAAGGUAUUCUACUAGUUUAUGACAUAACAAACAAGUGGUCUUUUGAUGGUAUUGACCGGUGGUUAAAGGAGGUUGAGGAGCAUGCGCCUGGUGUCCCUAAAGUUCUUGUUGGGAACCGUCUUCAUCUAGCUUUCAAACGUCAAGUUGGCACAAGAGAAGCAGAGGCUUAUGCUUUUAAAAAUCGCAUGUCUUUCUUUGAAGUGAGUCCAUUGUGUGACUUUAACAUACGAGAAAGUUUUAGUGAACUAUCUCGUAUGGCCCUACAUAGGAAUGGCAUGGAAAGGCUUUGGAGGUCAAAUAAAGUUUUAAGCCUUCAGGAACUCUGCUGUCGUACAAUUGUGGCAAGAACAUCUGUCUAUGGCAUUGAUCAACUUCCUCUUCCUGGGUCAAUCAAAUCACAUUUGAAGUCGUAUGAUUUGUCAAGCUACUCAACAACCUCAAUGCAUCGAUAUGUCAUGAACAACAACAGAAAUCAUCUUCUUGCUUCUGGCAAAAUGGGAACUCUGUCAGGAAGCAAGAAACUUAGAUUUGUUGGAAUGGUUUGCCCAACUUCUUCAACUGCUUCAAGUGCUUCUCCAUCUUCCAGUAAUGUGCUUGACCAAAACCGGACUAGUUGUGUUGGCCGCAAUUCAUGCUGCAUCUCCUGAUUUCUGUUGUUCUACAGUGUGCUCCUAUCAAUUGUGCUGUGAAUGUAUUCUUUUUUAAAAGAAAAAUAAUGACGGAAUUUUCUUGCUGUCCAUAUUCUUGUGAUGAACUUUGAUGUGACUAUUACUUUACAAUAUGUAGCAUUGGCAUUUUUUUUCAGACCAAAGUGAACUUGUACAUAAAUUACAUGUAAAUAUGUAGCAUUGACGCUCUCUUACAAAUUGUAAGUGUUAUCAUGACUGUAAACAGACCUUUCAAAUCAUUUCUAUGCUUUUAAUAUCAGGAAUCUCAUUUUUAUGCGGCUUCUAUCUUACUUGUGUUUAGUAUGGUGCAGUGAUAAACACUUUCUUUGCACAUAUCCUGGUUAUUCUGAUGAAUGUGAGUUUGGUAGAACUUCUGAGAAUCCAUCUUUUGUACUUUGUAUCUCUUGGAUAGAGAUAAUUUAUUGAUUCCUAGAGAUUUUGUUGCUUACAAGCCUCAUUAAGAGUUCAAUUAUAAUCAAUGUAUUUCUGUGAGUGAGAUUAUUGUUCUGAAAUUAUGGUCAAGCUGGAGUAUCUCUAGGAUUUUCUUUUUGUGAAAAAUUAACUUGUAAUUUGUUGACUUCUGCUCUAAAUACCAUGAACCGUCCAAGCCCCCUACAUAAGUCAUACCAUGUGAAGAUAAAAGUAAAGUUUUGACAUUUGUGACAGCAUAAAAUUGAGACAAACAAUUGUGGCGCAGUCUGUUAAAUCUUAUUUAUUUUCUUCAGGUGUUUUGCUCACAUGUUUUGUUACAAAGUCUUGACCUCCCUGGCUCUUGAUUAAUCCAUGUUUAUUUCUCUGAGUCUUGUUCACCAUUAUCAACUCAUACUCAACUUUUUUAAAAACCAACAUUUUUAAAACUCCAGUAUAUUGAAACAGAAAUAUAUUUUAAUAAAAUGAAUAUAUUUUAUUAUUGUGCUCUAUUCAAAGCAAACAGUUUGAAAUGUGGUGAUAUAUCAGUAAAAGUAAAUCUACGAGCCAGACCUGGUAUCUAGUUGAUGAAACCUGAAUUUAUUCUUGUUUUGGAGCUAGUUCCAAGAGGGCAAUAACUUUGAAACUGAAUGCCCAAAUUAACAUUCCAUUCAAUACAUAUGGCAGCUUUCCUACCAUCCUUUUUAGUACGUUUCACUAGCUGUUUGUUAGUUAUUUAUUCCCCAUCUUAGCUGCAAUGAUAGCCCAUUGUGCAUCCUUACAAAGAUUGUUUUCUUGUUUUUUAAUAAAAAUUUGAGUUUUAUCAGCUUGUAA
Molecule: messenger RNA, 2370 nt
Organism: Thrips palmi
Lineage: Eukaryota; Metazoa; Arthropoda; Insecta; Thysanoptera; Thripidae
Gene: Rab40
Product: ras-related protein Rab-40C
Exons: 4
Coding region: 202-1107 (301 amino acids)
Biological process (GO): intracellular signal transduction; protein localization to plasma membrane
Cellular component (GO): endosome; synaptic vesicle; plasma membrane
Molecular function (GO): GTP binding; GTPase activity
Source: RefSeq, a predicted model, not a curated record